Messenger RNA from Pneumocystis carinii B80, 1358 nucleotides. RefSeq lists its product as hypothetical. The record is from RefSeq and is a predicted model, not a curated record. The transcript has 4 exons. NCBI's taxonomy places the organism in Eukaryota, Fungi, Ascomycota, Pneumocystomycetes, Pneumocystales, Pneumocystaceae. The coding region runs from base 47 to 1315 and encodes 422 amino acids. Gene Ontology annotation, molecular function: protein binding.
AAAUUUUAAAAAUAAAUAAAAUAAAACAAUUUAUUUUGUUUUAAUUAUGGUAAUAGAAGCAUCAGACAGAGAAAUAUCUGAAAAUUUUACUAAAAAAAAAACUCUGAAUUUAUUGUCUUCUCCUUUAUAUUAUCUUCAAAAUUCGGAUGAAAAAAAUCCAUAUUUAACACCAGAUCUAUCAUCGUGCGCAGAUUUAUGUUCAUUGUCUCCGCAAUAUACAUAUGAUUCUUUUGACAGUUUCCCUUUUCUUCGUUUGGAUGAAUCAAAAGCAGUCUAUAUUGGACGUUCUAGUCAAUCAUGCAACCUUUCUAUAUCCAAGAAAAAUCGAUUCAUUAGUCGUAUCCAUGCCAAGCUUGAAUAUCAUUCAGAAAAUAAAGCAGUUUAUAUUACAUGUUUAGGAUGGAAUGGUAUGUUGCUUCAUAUUCAAAUGGGACUUGAACCCAGAAAAAUAAAGAAGGGCGAAACAAGUGUUGUCGAAUGGGAACCGGACAUUGGUUCUAUUAUUGUUGAAAUUGCAGGAUCGUGUUCUCGAAUUUUAUGGCCUAUAUCUUUAGAGCUCUCAAUUGACAAUGAAACAUCUAUUGAUAGAAUCGACUCGCUUUAUACUAAUAAUGAAAAUGUUCCUCCAUUUUCUCAAAAAAUAUAUCGUAAUUUAGGAUUUUAUAAAAAUAAACCAGAAAGGUCUCCUUUGAAAGAGUUAACUUAUCAAGACUUUGAAAAUACUAGAAUAACUGAUUUGCCAAUGUUUUUUAAUUUUAGUAAUUUUUCUCGACCAGCGUCUUUAAAUAACAGUGAUACUUAUGUCAAUCAUGGCUCAGAUAAUCCUUAUUCAACUUUUUUGUCUACAGAUAAAGCUAAGAUAGACACGAAUAACUCAUUGUCUCUAGACAUCGAGAAUUUUGGUUCAGACUUUAAUUCCACUGAUUCUAAUUUGCUUGAUUCUGUUUUAACAACUCUUGCAUUUUCUCCUUUAAGUGCUGUACCUUUAUCUACUCUUACAUGUUUAUUUCCUAGUACUUUUUUAAAAGAAGAUGUCGAAGAAUGGCUAAGGAAUGCCGGUCAAUUUAUCGCAGAAAUAAAACGAGAAGGAAAAGACGCUAGUGGAAAGCCACUUGAAAAUCAAUGGUAUUAUGUCCCUGAAAAAGAUGAUAAUGAAGAAAGAAAAGCAAACCUGCUACCUUUUAUAAAGCCAAUUAGACAAUCAAGAAAAAUACAUAAACAGUAUUAUUGGAAAAAACCUAGGUUGCCAAGUUCAAAUAAUAUAGCAGCUCUUACAUUUGUAAAAAAAAAAAGGAAAAUUUCUCGAUUAACUUAAUUUUUUAUGCUGGUUUAUAAAUUUUAUACAUAAUUUUAUAAUA